GCUGCGCGUGGGCGUGCGUAAGCCGCUCCGUCAAGUUGAGCUGAGAACGAGGAAGUGAUCAGAAACCCGAGAGAGACGAGACGCGAGCCCGGCUGUCAUUUGGAGACUUUGCGCUGACUUCGCCUGCAGAAACCAUGCCUCAAGCAGACAUUGCACUGAUCGGUCUGGCCGUCAUGGGCCAGAACCUCAUCAUGAACAUGAAUGACCACGGCUUCGUGGUCUGUGCCUACAACCGGACCGUGUCCAAAGUGCACGACUUCCUCCAGAAGGAGGCGAAAGGCUCCAAGGUGAUCGGGGCCGAGUCGCUGGAGGACAUGGUGUCCAAGCUGAAGAAGCCCAGGAGGAUCAUCCUGCUGGUCAAAGCCGGACAGGCUGUGGACGACUUCAUCGACAAACUGGUUCCUCUUCUGGAGACUGGAGACAUCAUCAUCGACGGAGGAAACUCUGAGUACAGAGACACAACACGGCGGUGUAAGAGCCUGAAGGAGAAGGGCCUGCUGUUCGUCGGCAGUGGAGUGAGCGGUGGCGAAGAUGGGGCACGCUACGGACCGUCACUCAUGCCAGGAGGGCAUAAAGAGGCCUGGCCUUACAUAAAAGACAUCUUCCAGAGCAUCGCUGCGAAGGUUGGAACAGGGGAGCCGUGCUGUGACUGGGUUGGAGAUGAAGGUGCCGGUCACUUUGUGAAAAUGGUCCACAACGGCAUCGAGUACGGAGACAUGCAGCUGAUCUGUGAAGCCUAUCACCUGAUGAAGGACGUUUUGGGGAUGGACCAUGAUGAGAUGGCACAGGUCUUUGACGAGUGGAACAAGACAGAGCUGGACUCCUUCCUGAUCGAGAUCACUGCCGACAUCUUGAAGUACAGAGACUCCGACGGCAAACACCUGCUGCCGAAGAUCCGCGACAGCGCCGGACAGAAGGGCACGGGGAAGUGGACGGCCAUCUCGGCCCUGGAGUACGGCACGCCCGUCACCCUGAUCGGUGAGGCUGUCUUUGCCAGAUGCCUGUCCUCUCUGAAGGAUGAGCGAGUGCAGGCCAGCCGCAGCCUCUCGGGGCCGCAGGGGGUCAAAUUCAGCGGCGACAAAGCGGCCUUCCUGGAGGAUAUCAGAAAGGCUCUCUACGCCUCCAAGAUCAUUUCCUACGCGCAGGGCUUCAUGCUGCUGCGGCAGGCGGCCAAAGAGUUCGGCUGGUCGCUCAACUACGGCGCCAUCGCCCUGAUGUGGCGAGGCGGCUGCAUCAUCCGCAGUGUCUUCCUGGGUAAAAUCAAGGAGGCGUUUGACCGAGACGCCGAGCUGCAGAACCUGCUGCUGGACAACUUCUUCAGUAACGCUGUGCAAGAGUGUCAGGAGUCGUGGCGCCGGACGGUCAGCACCGGCGUGCAGCACGGCCUGCCCAUGCCCUGCUUCACCACCGCUCUGUCCUUCUACGACGGCUACAGGCACGAGAUGCUGCCCGCCAACCUGCUGCAGGCUCAGAGAGACUACUUUGGAGCCCACACAUACGAGCUGCUGUCCAACCCGGGUCACUUCAUCCACACCAACUGGACCGGCCACGGCGGAAAUGUCUCCUCUUCAUCCUACAAUGCUUAAAAAUGAGAUUCACGGUUAAUUAAAAAAAACAGACAAAACAAACAAAAAGCUACACACCUGAAAAUGACCAGCAAGAGAAGAACACCUUGUUACAAAUCAUUCCACCUU
Salarias fasciatus (jewelled blenny) is the source of this 1694-nucleotide messenger RNA. It is a transcript of the gene pgd, whose product is annotated as phosphogluconate dehydrogenase. NCBI's taxonomy places the organism in Eukaryota, Metazoa, Chordata, Actinopteri, Blenniiformes, Blenniidae. The record is from RefSeq and is a predicted model, not a curated record. The transcript has 13 exons. Gene Ontology annotation, molecular function: NADP binding; phosphogluconate dehydrogenase (decarboxylating) activity. Gene Ontology annotation, biological process: pentose-phosphate shunt. Bases 135 to 1586 code for a protein of 483 amino acids.